Anguilla rostrata (American eel) is the source of this 2768-nucleotide messenger RNA. Its product is annotated as annexin A13-like. Gene Ontology annotation, molecular function: calcium-dependent phospholipid binding; calcium ion binding. Gene Ontology annotation, cellular component: cytoplasm. The record is from RefSeq and is a predicted model, not a curated record. NCBI's taxonomy places the organism in Eukaryota, Metazoa, Chordata, Actinopteri, Anguilliformes, Anguillidae. Bases 145 to 1095 code for a protein of 316 amino acids. The transcript is spliced from 11 exons.
UCAGUCUCUUCCGCUUACCGGCUGCGGUGACGUUACAGCUGCAGUACAGGGCGGGGCUGCGUCUGGGGCCUCGCCUCCUGGAGUAGAGGACACAGCAGCAGCAGCACUGACCGGCAGCCGCGGUGACCGACCAGCAUCACAAAAAUGGGAAACGUCCAACCUACAGUUGUGCCCUACGACGAUUUCGAUGUUGUGGCCGACAUCAAGGCCAUCCGUAAAGCCUGCAAGGGCUUCGGGACGGAUGAAGAAGCCAUAAUUAACAUCUUAGCGAAUCGCUGUUCAGCUCAGCGUCUAGAGAUCAAGCAGGCGUAUUUCGAGAAGUAUGAUGAUGAGCUGGAGGAGGUGCUGAAGAAGGAGCUGACGGGCAGCUUUGAGAACGCCGUCAUCGCCAUGCUGGACCCUCCGCACGUCUACAUGGCCAAGGAGCUGAGGAAGGCUAUGAAAGGAGCUGGGACCAAUGAGGACGUCCUGGUGGAGAUCCUGUGCACCAGCCCCAAUCAGGAUAUUUUAAAUUAUCAAGAAGCUUAUGCCCAGGUGCAUGAGAGAGAUCUGGAGGCAGACAUUGAAGGAGACACCAGUGGGGACGUGAGGAACCUGAUGGUCGCACUCCUGCAGGCCAAUCGGGAUGAAACCUACGAGGUGGAUGAGGAGCUGGCAGAACAAGACGCCGCGUCUCUGAUCGAGGCUGGUGAGGGCCGCUUUGGCACCGAUGAAUCAACCUUCACUUACAUCCUCACGCACAGGAACUACCUGCAGCUGCAGGCGACUUUCAAGAUCUACGAGUCGCUGUCUGGGACAGAGAUCUUGGAUGCCAUCGACAGCGAAGCGACCGGGACCCUGAAGGACUGCUACAUCACUCUGGUGAGGUGCGCAAAGAACCCGCAGCUGUACUUCGCCCGCCGUCUGAAUGCUGCCAUGAAGGGCGCGGGCACGGACGAGGACACCCUGAUCCGCAUCAUCGUGGGCCGCUCUGAGAUUGACCUGGAGACGAUCAAGGACAUGUACCUGGAGAAAUACGACGUUCCUCUGAAGGAGGCCCUCAACUCCGAGUGCGGGGGAGACUUCAAACGGCUCCUCCUGGAGAUCUUGCACUGAGAUGCUGCGGCACAGCACCGCCUACUGGCCAGCAAUGGGUACUGCUGCAAGGAUAGCCAAGUGAACUAACCCUCACUCACAAACACCACUGUCCUCAGAGAGAGCAAUUCAGCCCAAGGAACCUUCCCCAGUAAAGGGAUUAUUUGACAUGUAUCUUAAAAUUAUUUUAUUUAUGUUUUAUUUUUUGCAUGAAAAUACCUACACAAAAAUUGAGUUGGGGGAGCUGGAAUGUGUAGUACGUUGUUUUGCCAGUUUAGCUUUUUAUUUAGAAAUUUUUUCUUUGCUUUCUUUAUCAAAAAAAAUUGUUGGGCCCCAGGUUGAUACAUCUACAAUAUAAGUAGACCCUUAGUCAGCCAUGUAUCAAGUGAGUUUUUGGGUAAAAUGUUCUCUCUCCCCUCCCAAAAAAAAUGUUUAAAAAUUGUGGUCUUACAAUCACAGAAUAGGCAAUUAUUAGGGAUGGGGAAAAAUACUUAAGUAUUUUUCUAAACGCCUUCCAAAUAAAAUAAAUGUAUGUAUAAAUUACAAUCAAAAUGGCGGACGUGCAGGUUGCAUUGCAGAUGGCACAGGCAUAACCCAUACAAAACGGGUAGGAAACCUGUAUAAUAUACGAAAUACAAACACGCAAAUACAUCUUGCAGGUGUGUGUAUUUGAAAUCACUGCCCACUCUCUUGCUGAUAGCUGAUCUAGUCACCGUCGGGCGAACUGAGGUUAUACUGCCAGCAUUCAGUGCCACUGUUCAUUUCCUGUAGCGUUAGUGAUGCCUUAGGAAAAACAUAUGUGUUCGAUUCCUUCUGUCUGGUAAUCGAGACGACUGAAGUGCCGGAAAGGUGGAGACCCUUUUGGGGAACACCCCCCCCACCCCCACCCCCCCUCCACCCCCCACCCCCAUGUGUGUUAUCUCACUGUGCAGCAUACACCCCAAACUUUGUGGGUCACCUUGGCUUAGGAUGCAAUCACUAUCCAUCCACUUGUCAUUUUCUAAAUGAAAUCCAAACUUUAUACAUUUUCAGUGUACUGACAGACAGUCCUUAAAUGUAACUCUUAUAUGUCCAGUAUGAACCCAGUAUCUGCCUUGUCAUGCAUGCCCAUUGCAUCAGAUAUAUCCCAAUAUUUGCUUCAUUACUCCAUAUAGAAAGCUAUAUAAAAAUAAUAAUAAUAUCCAGUGUAUUAAACGUAUUAACGUGUACUGUGUGAUUGAUGACUGGUACAUAUUUAAAGAUAGUGAAGGGAAUGGCAGAGCUUUCGUGAGAUGGACAAAUGAAGCUGGGAGAUAAAACGUCUUCGUCUAAAAAACUAAACUAAGAUUUGAAGCUGCCAUGUCAUUAAAAACGAAUUCAUUCUUACUUUGUCCUGACGAGACAAACAACACUUGUGUGCAUGUGCCGUCAUCACAGCGGUCGAUGCCUCUUUCUAAAUUAUGUCCUGGACUGGCAUUAUCAAUCUGGCAUUAUCUUUGCAUUACUUUUUCUGAAUUUCAGCCAAAAAAAUUGCUGGCUUCCUGUGUAUCCUAUUUAAGAGAGCAUAUACCGUAGAGAUUAGUCUGGUAGAAGAUGCUAUAUGCACAUAGUCCAGUAGAAAAUUAACAUAUACCAAAUUCGGGACCACUCUUAACCUCAGUGUAGCCAAAGAUGUAUGGAUAAAUAUUAAUAAAUUAAAAAAUAAUAUUUAAAAA